ACACAGACGUUAUUUCAUUUUGUCCAUCAACAUGACAUACUGUGCAUUAAACCAAUGUGAAUCUCCAGCAUUCGCAUGAGGCUUCCGCCCCCUCUGCUAUCUCAAGUUUUUUUGUUGAUUGAUUGAAACAGAUGAUAACGCUGCCAUAGCUUGCUUUACCGAACUUGGUACGACACCGGUUUAGGCAUGCCUCUGGCUCGCAGCCUGUCCAUCACCUCCCUGUCGGGGUUGGAGGAGUGGGAUGAGGAGUUUGACCUGGAGGAUGCUGUCCUCUUCGAGAUCGCAUGGGAGGUGGCCAACAAAGUUGGUGGGAUUUACACAGUGAUCCAGACCAAAGCCCGUCUGACGGCAGAGGAAUGGGGAGAAAACUAUUUCCUGGUUGGUCCGUACGUGGAGAGUAACGUCCGUACCCAGGUGGAGCUGAUUGAGCCCACCAACCCUGCCCUUAAGAGAGCCAUAGACAAGAUGAAUUCCAGUGGAUGUAAGGUGUACUUUGGUCGUUGGCUGAUUGAGGGCAGUCCAUACGUGGUGCUGAUAGAUGUGGCGUUUACUGCGUGGAACCUGGAUAAGUGGAAAAAAGAGUUGUGGGACAACUUCUCUAUCGGGGUGCCCUGGUUCGACCGCGAGGCCAACGAUGCCGUCCUCUUUGGCUUCUUGACCGCCUGGUUACUAGGAGAGUAUGCAGCGCAGUGUGAGGAGCCUCCCCAUAUCCUGGCCCAUUUCCAUGAGUGGCUGGCAGGCCUGGGCUUGGCGCUGUGUAGACAAAGACAGUUGCCCGUGGCAACCAUCUUCACCACCCACGCCACCCUGCUGGGACGCUACCUGUGUGCCGGCAGCGUGGACUUCUACAACAACCUCGCCGAUUUCAACGUGGAUAAGGAGGCGGGGGAUAGACAGAUCUACCAUCGGUAUUGUCUGGAGAGGACAGCGGCACGCUGCGCUCAUGUUUUCACCACCGUCUCUCAGAUCACAGCCGUUGAGGCAGAGCACCUGCUCAAGAGGAAACCAGACAUAAUCACCCCUAACGGGCUGAACGUGAAGAAGUUCUCUGCCAUGCAUGAGUUCCAGAACCUGCACGCCCAGAGCAAGAACCGUAUCCAGGAGUUCAUCAGAGGUCACUUCUAUGGGCACCUGGACUUCAACCUGGACAAGUGUCUGUUCCUGUUCAUCGCUGGGAGGUAUGAGUUCAGCAACAAAGGAGCUGAUAUCUUCUUGGAGGCUUUGGCCAGACUCAACUAUCUACUGAGAGUCAACCACAGCGACGUGACUGUCGUUGCGUUCUUCAUCAUGCCUGCGCGGACCAACAACUUCAACGUGGAGACGCUGAAAGGCCAAGCAGUCAGGAAGCAGCUCUGGGAUACCGCUCAAACAGUGAAGGAACGCUUCGGAAAGAAACUAUAUGAAUCACUGCUGGUUGGGCAGUUGCCGGACGUGUCCAAGAUGCUGAGUAAGGACGACUUCACCAUGAUGAAGCGUGCCAUCUUUGCCACCCAGAGGCAGUGCCAGCCUCCCAUCUGUACCCACAACAUGCUGGAGGACAGCAACGACCCCAUCCUCACUUGCAUUCGCCGCAUCGGCCUGUUCAACAGCUCUGCCGACCGCGUCAAGGUGAUCUUCCACCCAGAGUUCCUGUCCUCCACCUCUCCCCUCCUGCCGAUGGAUUAUGAAGAGUUUGUAAGAGGCUGCCAUCUUGGAGUGUUCCCCUCUUACUAUGAACCGUGGGGAUAUACACCAGCUGAGUGUACAGUCAUGGGGAUCCCCUCAAUCUCUACCAACCUCUCUGGGUUUGGCUGCUUCAUGGAGGAACACAUAGCUGAUCCCUCAGCAUACGGAAUCUACAUCCUUGAUCGACGGUACAGAGGGGUUGAUGAGUCAUGUAACCAGCUCACGUCGUACCUGUUCCAGUUCUGUCAGCAGAGCCGGCGCGCCAGGAUCAUCCAGCGGAACCGCACCGAGCGCCUGAGUGACCUUCUGGACUGGAGAUACCUGGGCAGGUAUUACAUAUCAGCUCGUCACAUGGCCCUGGCUAAAGCCUUCCCAGAUACCUACUUCUACCAACCUCAUGACUCUGACACUGCCCAAGGUUUCCGUUACCCUAGACCGGCCUCUGUGCCCCCAUCUCCGUCUCUGUCGCGCCACUCCUCCCCCCGCCAGAGCGAGGCGGAAGAAGAUGAUGACCGCUAUGAUGAAGAUGCAGAGGCAGAGAAAGACCGAUUGAACAUCCGCCAGCCCUUGACCCUGCCCAGUAAAAAGGGUCCCGCCUUGCCUUACACCCUGCCAGGUGCCAAUGGAGAGAAGAACGGAGCCACCGGUGUGAAAAACUGACUGUCUCACACACACAACAUACACAAACGGACAUAUGCUGAUACUCACUACACACACGUUACAAACACGGCACUCUUAUCUUGACCGUCUCCACUUCCAUAAUAUAGAUCUGACAACUGCUGAAGAGAUGAGCUCUUUACAGUGUGUUAUUCAUCCAGCAGCCGGAACGUCUUCCUAACCUACAUGCAGCUCCGCCUCUGUGGGUAUCCUGUACUGACAUGGAGGAGGAGAGGGAAAGGAUGGCUAGCCGGGUGAUGUUUCCUUGAGUUAAAGAGCCCAGCUUUGAGAUAACAAAGGGGGAUAACUUGGAGUAUAUAGGAGGGUUACCUCUGGUCAGUAAUCUAGGUUACCUCUGGUCAGUAAUCUAGGUUACCUCUGGUCAGUAAUCUAGGUUACCUCUGGUCAGUAAUCUAGGUUACCUCUGGUCAGUAAUCUAGGUUACCUCUGGUCAGUAAUCUAGGUUACCUCUGGUCAGUAAUCUAGGUUACCUCUGGUCCACAGGAGGCUGCUGAGGGAGGAACAGCUGGAAUAAUGGCUAAAACCAUGUGUUUGAUACCAUUCCAGGUAUUCUGCUCCAGCCAUUACCACGAGCCCGUCCUUCCCAAUUAAGGUGCCACCAACCUCCUGUGCUCUGGUCCUUAAUCUAGGAAUUUAUGAAAUCCUUGCCAGUGUUGACUAACAUGAGUUGUAACUGAGGCUAAGAUCAACCAUAUAACCAGUGGUAUCAUCAGGAUAAAAAAAAAACUAGGGCUAAUUAGUCUUGCUAACAAGGGCAAAGGCAUUGGCCCACUAUGUCAUAGUCACACAACCAACCCAACAGCAGCAAUUUUCCUGUUCAGACACUGAAGCAGUAACAGCAACCUGUUUAAACAGCAGCAGCACUUUUCCUGUCACACUGUAGCAGUAACAGCAACCCAACCAACAGCAGCACUUCCCUGGGCUAGGAAACCAAUAAGCAACACAUUUAGAGCUGGGCCCAUAGAGUUAGACUAGAUAGAUAGAUGUACUGUAUGUAGCCCGUUUUCUGCAUGGACAUUGCCAUUGAGGGCUUCUACCACAGAUACUAAGAUGAGUCCUCUUUCUAACUCUAUGGCUGAGCCUCAGAACGUCCUGCCGAAGAGCCUCCUGCUGAAACAGGCUCCCAUUUGUUCAUAGAUUCAGACCUUUCUGUGGGCGUUGUCAUCGUCUCUGGGCCUUGUACUGUAUUAGAACCGGCAUUACUGUGUGUAAAAACUGUUGAUUGGUCACCUUUUAACCUUUCAGUCAGUGAGCCUGUGUUUGAGUGUUUUUCUUUGUGUGUGUGUGAAUGUAUUUGUGAUGGAACACGGAUUCUGCCUGCACUCUGAGGUUUAGGUAAAUAGGUGGGGCUUCCGUCCUGAAAAGCUAGAGGUGUUUUUAGACGACAGGCUGUAUUAGAGAGGAGCGAAGGGAAAAGGUCACAGGUUUGGGUGGAUCCUAUUCCCAGCUGUGCACAGCCAGAAACCAAGAUGAGUUGAUCCAGAUCCCACACUGCUGUGUCAGUUUGUUUGUUUGUUACAAUCACACACCAGAGGAAGAGAAAAUAAAGUAUAUUCUAUGUAUUAAUGAUGAAA
Messenger RNA from Oncorhynchus mykiss (rainbow trout), 3917 nucleotides. The record is from RefSeq and is a predicted model, not a curated record. NCBI's taxonomy places the organism in Eukaryota, Metazoa, Chordata, Actinopteri, Salmoniformes, Salmonidae.